This is a messenger RNA of Elgaria multicarinata webbii, 1295 nucleotides long. It is a transcript of the gene HRAS, whose product is annotated as HRas proto-oncogene, GTPase. Gene Ontology annotation, molecular function: GTPase activity; GDP binding; GTP binding. The transcript has 6 exons. Gene Ontology annotation, biological process: Ras protein signal transduction. The record is from RefSeq and is a predicted model, not a curated record. Lineage: Eukaryota; Metazoa; Chordata; Lepidosauria; Squamata; Anguidae. Gene Ontology annotation, cellular component: plasma membrane. Bases 440 to 1009 code for a protein of 189 amino acids.
CGCCUUGUGCUGCACACGCACUCACGCACACACAUUGUCCAAGGAGCCGCCGCCGCCGCCGCGGUCACAGCAGCCUGCGAGCGGGCGGGCGCCUGGGCGUUGGGUGCCAAUGCGGGGAGGGCGCUGCAAGCAGUGGGCUCCGCCGCCGCCGAGGUGGAAAGUUCAUCCCUGCGCCGGGGCAACGGGGAACUGACGAAGAGCGAGCAGCCUCCUUGCAGGCGAAGGGGCCCCCGCCUCAGGGAUCUAUCCACGCGGAGGCUUCCAGCCCCCACCCCAUGCAAAGUUUGCAAUCUCCCCCAGGCUGCCUUUAAGACGCCCAACUUGCUCCCCUCGGAAGGCGCCGCGCUGCUCUUCUGCCUUGCAAAGGAAGCAGAUCCGCGGGGAGCGGACAGUUGCCAGCGGUGUCGUGAGGAGACCCUGAGCUGGGGCUGGCCAGAAGAUGACUGAAUACAAGCUGGUGGUGGUUGGUGCAGGAGGCGUUGGGAAAAGUGCUUUGACCAUUCAGCUUAUCCAGAACCAUUUUGUUGAUGAGUAUGAUCCUACGAUAGAGGAUUCCUACAGAAAGCAAGUCGUCAUUGAUGGAGAGACCUGUUUAUUAGACAUCUUGGACACAGCAGGCCAAGAGGAGUACAGCGCCAUGCGAGACCAGUACAUGCGGACAGGAGAAGGCUUCCUUUGCGUCUUUGCCAUUAACAACACCAAGUCCUUCGAAGAUAUUCAUCAAUACAGGGAGCAGAUCAAGAGGGUGAAGGACUCUGAUGAUGUCCCCAUGGUGUUGGUGGGAAAUAAGUGUGACCUUCCAGCCCGGACUGUGGAAACGCGGCAAGCCCAGGAGAUGGCUCGAAGCUAUGGGAUUCCCUAUAUAGAAACAUCAGCCAAAACUAGACAGGGGGUUGAAGAUGCCUUCUAUACUUUAGUGCGGGAGAUCCGGCAGCACAAACUACGCAAAUUGAAUCCCCCGGAUGAAAGUGGCCCAGGCUGCAUGAAUUGUAAAUGUGUAAUAUCAUGACCAAGCUGACCAGACUGUGACUCGGAGGGGUUUCCACUAUGUGUAGCGCGGAGAUGGAGGCGAUGUGAAAGAAGAAUCAAAUGGAUUCAAAGAAAGGGGACAGACAAGAUGGUGUCUGCAGGCCCCAAGAGCUCCGCAUGGACUGUCUCAAAACUUCACCAAGGCCUGCAAUGAACUCUUUUUAUUUUAAAAAAAUCCCUUCUCUUCUCUUUGCCUCCUCUCUGUCCCAGCAACUUGUACAAAGCCACAGAUUGAAUCGCAGUAAAUUAUUAUAUGAUGGUCUUGA